AAAAAAAAAAAAAGAGGAAAGAAAAGCUCUAGCCUGUUAGCCUUGGCUACUCCGCCUUCCUCCGCGGUCUCUUGCUGUCCCUCCACGCGAGCAAGACGAUGAAGAUGCAUCGCUCCAUCAUCGCAGCAUUGCUUCCUCCGCCGUAGUUCUUCUUUUAGUCCCACACCGGAGACCCCACCCGUUGUCCCCUUCUCCAUAUCUACUCCCCUUCUGGGCUUUUCCGUUCUUCUUUCUGCUUCUCUUUGGCGGGGAGUGUUGGGAGGAGGGGAUGGGUAUCGAUCUGAACACGAUCGAGGAGGAGGAGGAGGGAGAGGCGGCGGAGCACCCGACGGCGCUCCAGCCAACGCAAACCCAUCACCACCACCACCACCACCACCACCACCACCGGCAAUACCCUCAUCCUCCGCUGCCGGCUGCGGCGUCGGGCGGAGGAGGAAGUUCUUCUUCUGGGGCCUCGCCGCCGGUGUGCCUGGAGCUGUGGCACGCGUGCGCGGGGCCGCUGAUAUCCUUGCCGAGAAAGGGGAGCGUGGUGGUGUACUUGCCGCAGGGGCAUCUCGAGCAGCUCGGAGACGGCGGCGGCGUGGGGCUCCUCCGUUACGAUGUGCCUCCCCACGUCUUCUGCCGCGUCCUCGAUGUCAAGCUUCACGCAGAGGAGGCUACAGAUGAAGUCUACGUGCAGCUAUCCCUCGUUGGUGAAAGCGAGGAAGUUGAGCGGCAGUUGCAAGAAGGUGAAGUUGAAGGAGAUGAGGAAACGGAGGUUGAUGGUGCCAGCAAGACACCGACGCCUCACAUGUUUUGCAAGACUCUCACUGCUUCUGACACGAGUACACAUGGUGGAUUCUCUGUUCCACGCCGAGCUGCCGAGGACUGUUUCCCUCCCUUGGACUAUAAGCAGCAGAGGCCUUCUCAGGAGCUUGUAGCCAAAGAUUUGCAUGGCACAGAGUGGCGGUUCCGUCAUAUCUACAGGGGACAACCACGUAGGCAUCUGCUCACAACAGGAUGGAGUGCAUUUGUGAACAAGAAGAAACUUGUCUCAGGAGAUGCUGUGCUUUUUCUUCGGGGUGACGAUGGGGAGCUCAGGUUGGGCAUCCGCAGAGCUGGGCAACUCAAGAGCAGUAUUCCUUGUUCAGUAUUAAAUAAUCAGAACCUGAACGCUUUCGGUGCUGUGGUUAAUGCUGUUUCCACAAAAAGUGUGUUCCCCAUCAACUAUAACCCAAGGUCAAGCCAAUCAGAGUUCAUCAUUCCCUACUGGAAAUUCAGAAAGAGCUUUGGUUGUUCGGUUUCUAUUGGAACAAGGUUUAAAAUGCGAAUUGAAAGUGAAGAUGCUGCAGAGAGAAGAUACACAGGAUUGAUUACUGGAAUUGGUGAUGUUGACCCAAUUAGAUGGCCUGGCUCAAAAUGGAGAUGUCUUUUGGUGAGGUGGGAUGAUGACACCAGUAGGCAAAACAGGGUUUCUCCCUGGGAGAUUGAACCUACUGCUUCAGUUUCACCCUCUAAUGGUGCGACCACAUCUGGUUCAAAGAGAACCAGAAUUUGGCAUAACUCAAUCAGUCAAGAUUUUCCACUUCCAAAUGGAAGUGGGUAUUCAGACUUAGCGGAGCCUGCCAGGCUCCCCAAGGUCUUGCAAGGUCAAGAAAUUAUGGGUUUGAAAACUCAUUAUUGUAAUGAUAUAUUGAAGUCUCAGAUAUCCGAAGUAAGAAAUCAUCAGCUAUCUGAAAUUAAAAGAUGCAUCGCUGAUGCAAGCAGCUGCAUGCUAGCUGGUUCAGGAAGUGGUUUCAGGAUUCCAGUUGGCAAUUCUGAUUUUCCCUACAAGAGCUUUGGAGAAUAUGUUAGAUUCCAUAAGGUCUUGCAAGGUCAAGAAAUAGUUUCAUCAAUUCCGGCAUAUCAAGGAGCUCCAGCUGAUGCCCGGAUUGAAAAUGGUGGAUUAAGAGUCUUCAGCCAAGCACCCGGUGCUGGAAGUAGAUGGCCUGCAUCAUUUCAGGAAUUCAACAGUCUUGCGAACUCAUGUACUACAUCGUCAGCUCAAGUUUCUUCUCCGUCAUCUGUGCUAAUGUUUCAGCAGGCAAGUUCACAGCUUCCACGUCCCAAUUCGGUGUAUAACGUCCCCAACCAUGGUAAGGGAGAGAGAAGCAAUUUAUCUGGUUUGUUUGACACAGGAAAGAAAGAAUCCUUGCCAUGCCCACCUUGUUACACGGGAUAUGAUUGCAUUAAAGAACAUUAUGGAGUAGAGGAAGUUCUUACUUCUGAUCAUUCCAACAGAAACAUACUCCCUAGCAGCAGAAAAAGUUGUAGACUAUUUGGUUUCCCUUUGACUGAGGUGAAUCCAGUAGCAAAUGGAGUAGAUGGCGCUCCAAUGGCAUCUUCAUCAUUAAGGAAUUUUGAAACAUCUUUUGCACCAUUAAAGCCACAAAAAUCAGCUAAAUUGGAUGGGCCUAGUUGCACGAAUGUUUACAAGCUUGGGAGUGUUACAGGCAGGGCUAUUGAUCUCUCGAAGCUUGGUGGAUAUGAUGAUCUGAUGUGCGAGCUGGAGCAGCUGUUUGAUAUGAAGGGGCUUCUGAAUGAUCCACAGAAAGGAUGGGUAGUAGUAUAUACUGCUGCCGCAGAUGACAUGAUGCGUGUAGGGGAUGUUCCUUGGCAAAAAUUUCGUAACACUGCAUCCAAAAUUUUGAUUUACACUCGUGAUAUGGUGGAAGCGGUGGCAUGUCGCUGAUGCCUGCAGUUGCUCUGCUGGACCUUUUUCUGUGGCUAAGCCUCUUCAUUUAUUUUAUCUUCAUGCAUCAAGAAUUCACCAACAAGGAGAUGAAUCCAGUAUUGGAUGUGGAAUCAAAUUAUCCUUUUUCUUUUGUUUAAUGCUAUUCCAGAGAUUCGUUAUAUCCUGGGUUAUGAUACUGGAAUCCAAACCUUUUGUUCCUGCCACUUGAAUGCUGUAUUCAUGUUUGCUUAAGGAGCAUACUUUUCUAUCAUAAGUUCGUCAAGAUCUAAGAGGAUGUUUGGUAGCAUAUAAUUAUGAGAAGAUUAUAUAUAAUUUUGCAA
Messenger RNA from Elaeis guineensis (African oil palm), 3033 nucleotides. Its product is annotated as auxin response factor 15. Gene Ontology annotation, biological process: response to hormone; regulation of DNA-templated transcription. Gene Ontology annotation, molecular function: DNA binding. NCBI's taxonomy places the organism in Eukaryota, Viridiplantae, Streptophyta, Magnoliopsida, Arecales, Arecaceae. The record is from RefSeq and is a predicted model, not a curated record. Gene Ontology annotation, cellular component: nucleus.